Cylindrotheca closterium is the source of this 1569-nucleotide messenger RNA. The record is from the annotation of a GenBank genome assembly. NCBI's taxonomy places the organism in Eukaryota, Bacillariophyta, Bacillariophyceae, Bacillariales, Bacillariaceae.
AUGAAAGCUUUCACCUAUGUUGGAGGAAUGAACCAAGAAGACGUUCCACCUCCAGGUACAGAACUUCUCAUUAUCGAUCCUUCCGCAGCUUCCCUUUCCUAUUACCUAUGCAAUCUUUGUAAGGCUACCUUGCAGAAAAUAAUCUUUCCGCCAGAUUGCAAUGUGAAGUACGUGGAAGCGAGUGCCUUUGCAAAUUGCCAAGCGUUCCAUACUGUGGACAUUCCCGCCACCGUGAGGGCCAUUGGAAACGAUGCGUUCUAUCAGUGUACAGCUUUAAUGGAACUAUAUCUGUCAGAAGGAUUGGAACGGAUUGACAAACGGGCCUUUUAUGGAUGUUGUUCAUUGUCUAUAGUCGAAUUUCCAUCCUCCCUAUGCAUGAUUGCCACCAGAGCAUUUUAUGGCUGUCGUUCCCUGAAAAAAGUAACGUUUGCUCAAGGGAGCUCGGCAAGGAAUCCUGCAAGAGACGUCUAUAUUUGCAGAGAAGCCUUUGGUCGAUGCUCUUCUUUGCAAAGAAUCAGGUUGCCGCGUAAAAUCAAGUUUCUGAAGGAGGGUACAUUUUCAGAAUGUGAAGGUUUGCAACAAGUUGACCUACCAGAUCGAUUGGUUCGAAUCGAACCAUGGGCGUUUUAUCAAUGCUCGUCCUUGCUUUCAAUAUCCAUUCCUUCCAGUGUCAACGUCAUUGAAAACAAUGGUUUUCGGCACUGUACUGGGCUGGUGUCUGUGGAGUUGCAGCCUGGAUCUUUAUUGAAAAUUCAGGAGGAUGCGUUCCGUGGAUGCAAAUCACUUUGCAACAUUUCCACCGAACGGUUGUCUGGAUUUACAUAUGCCCAAUCUGCUUUUGAAGAUUGUGAGCUGUUGAUGCCAAGACUCUUUGACGAUAUAGAUCGAUACGAAGGCUACCCCGUUCAUGCCCAAUGUUAUCAAGCUUCCACUUCCACUGCUGAAGAGCUCCGUGCUACAGCAGAAGCGAUGACACAAAAUGAAAACAAUCUGGAAGGGCAGCUAGCCGACGCAUUUUAUAUGACCCCAUUUCACAUCCUCCUCUCUGCGGCCAAACGUCGAAAAGACUUGCUUGAGGUACUGCUGGAUGUAUGCCCGACUCAUAUUCUUGGCUGGGAAGAUGUACUGGGAAAUCGGCCUUUGGACUACUUGGCUACUUCCUGUCGGUCGGACGAAGCGAAGAGAAUGAUGAGAAUGGCACUACACAAGUGGAUGGUUGCUUCGAUGACAACAUGGGGUUUGGAAACAUGGCGGACAGAUAUGAAACUAAAAGUGAAUGCAAUAUUGGACUGCUGCGAUAAUGAUGAUGAUACAAAGAAUCAUCGUGACUAUUUGUUGAAGAUUGCUUACCAAACGCUUUGGAGGUAUGAAAGACUGGAGGCGACGACGCUACUGGAGCUAUGGCUGUGGAAGAUGGAGAUGGAGGCUGCUCGAAUAGUAGACAAACGAGUUGCAGUGGACCGUUCGAGCACUCGACACAGAUGUGGUGCACCCUUUGUGAUCCCUACUGUCAUUGGAUAUCUAGGAACGGAACGAAUCGAGGUUAACGACGCUGUGCCUUUGAAAUAA